This is a messenger RNA of Medicago truncatula (barrel medic), 828 nucleotides long. RefSeq lists its product as uncharacterized. The transcript has 2 exons. Bases 71 to 433 code for a protein of 120 amino acids. Lineage: Eukaryota; Viridiplantae; Streptophyta; Magnoliopsida; Fabales; Fabaceae. The record is from RefSeq and is a predicted model, not a curated record.
UGAAAGUUUUAUAGUUGUUGACAACAGCUAAAUAGGAAGGGUGAAAUAGUUAGCGAUUGUGAUCAGGAAGAUGGAGGGAGGAGGAUCGUCAAAUGGAAGGAAAGGGUAUGCGUGGGCAGUAUCUGCUGGAUUGAACGCCGCUCUUGCAGCCAUCUUCGCUAAGUUCACCUUUCACAUCUUGAUUAAGUACGGGUUCGUGGUAUUCUUCAAUGUAACCAUGUGGUGUUGUUAUGUCAACAGUCUCAAAGCUCUCUCUUCUCUUCAAGCUACUGUCACCAAUUUCGCUACCAAUUUUAUCUCUUCUGGUUUAGCCGGUUUCUUCUUCUUUCAUGAACAUCUCUCUUUCCAGUGGUUUGCAGGUGCCUCACUCAUAAUAGUUGGUGUAAUAAUACUUAGCAACUCAAGUAUUGAGAAGAAGGUUAGCGCUGAUUAGAAGUUGCACUUGAGUAUGUUACCUUUCAUGCUUGCUUGUUACCGGCCAAAGCUAGCAUCCGCAACUGCGUGAACAUGAACUUGUAACAUCAGGAAUGAUAUAGUUUGAUCUUCUGCUGAGCAGUUCACCACUUCACCUCACAUGAAACCUGCUGAACUAGUCGCUUCUUGCCUUUUGCCAAAUUAACAACUCUCUUAUUGUUUUAUCCAUUCAUUUAUGUGGUUCUGUGGUUUAAUGUAGUUGGUUUGAGAUGAAUGCCAAUAUUUAUUUACGUGGUUCUCUUAUUUAUUGUCUCUUUACUGUUAUGAUUUUAUGACAUUGGUCUGUUCAUGUGUUCUCUUUGGUUAUUUUCUCUGAUUUGAAUUGGACAGCUUUGGCGCAUUUUUUUAGUACAA